Linum tenue is the source of this 2807-nucleotide messenger RNA. Lineage: Eukaryota; Viridiplantae; Streptophyta; Magnoliopsida; Malpighiales; Linaceae. The record is from the annotation of a GenBank genome assembly.
AAGAAACAUUAACGGUGAUGAUCAAUCAAGCCAAGAGGCAGAGCCGCCGCGUGGGAGCGGUUCUCGCGGCGGCCAUAGCUUUGCUGGGGAUUUACGUCUCCACGGCCGCGGCGAGCCAACACGGCGUGCGGUACGACGGAAGGUCGUUGAUCAUCAAUGGCAAACGGAAGCUUCUCUUCUCCGGCUCCAUUCAUUAUCCUCGCAGUACCCCUGAGAUGUGGCCGGACCUCCUGGGGAAGGCGAAGCGCGGCGGGCUCAAUGUGAUUCAGACUUACAUCUUCUGGAAUGGCCACGAGCCUCUUCAAGGCCAGUACAAUUUCGAAGGGAGAUAUGACGUGGUGAAAUUCGUAAGGAUGAUUGGUGAAAUGGGGAUGUACGCCACCAUUCGGGUCGGUCCUUUCAUAGAAGCUGAAUGGAAUCAUGGAGGAUUCCCCUUCUGGUUGAGGGAGGUCAAGAACAUUACUUUCCGUACCGACAAUGCUCCUUUCAAGUACCAUAUGAGGAAAUUUGUGAGGAUGAUAGUGGACAUGUUUAAGAGGGAGAAACUGUAUGCAUCACAAGGAGGUCCCAUAAUCAUGUCUCAGAUAGAGAAUGAAUAUGCCAAUGUUGAAAGAGCGUUCAAAGAUUCAGGCUCGCGAUACAUUCAAUGGGCAGGGAAUAUGGCUGAAAGGCUUAAAACCAGAGUUCCAUGGAUUAUGUGCAAGCAAAUUGAUGCUCCUGAUCCUCUGAUCAAUACUUGCAACGGAAGGCACUGUGCAGAUACAUUCCUUGGUCCAAACAAACCAUACAAGCCUUCUCUAUGGACAGAGAAUUGGACUUCUCAUUAUACAGUGUUUGGAGAGCCUUCAUACUACAGAACGGCAGAAGACAUAGCAUACUCAGUUGCUCGAUGGUUCGCGAGGAAUGGGACUCAUGUCAACUACUACAUGUACUAUGGAGGGACAAACUUUGGAAGAACAACUUCAUCCUUCUCCACAACUCAAUACUAUGACGAAGCUCCUAUAGACGAAUAUGGAUUGGAGAGGGAGCCAAAAUGGGGGCACCUAAAGGACCUACAUAGGGCACUAAAGCUAAGCCAAAAGGCACUACUCUGGGGGCACCCUUCUGUUUGGAUGUUGACUAAGGAUGUGGAGGUUUGCAUCUAUGAUCAGCCGCGGAACAACGUAUGUGCAGCUUUCUUGACCAACAACAAUAAUGACAAUGUAUCAACUGUUAAGUUCCGGGGACAUGAGUACCACCUGCCUCCAUACUCUGUCAGCAUUCUACCUGAUUGCAAGACUGUGGUUUAUAACACCAUGACAGUGGUGGCGCAACACAAUGCAAGGAGGUUAGUGAAAUCAAGACUAGCUCAUUGGAACCUGAGAUGGGAAAAUUACAAAGAAGUGAUCCCAACUCAACUUGGAUACUUCUCUUGGAAGCCAAAGGAGCUUUACCUCUUGACAAAGGAUACAACUGACUAUGCUUGGUACACAACCAAUUUGAAUUUCAGAAUUCAGGUUAAAAAGCAAGAUUUGGGUUUCCCUCUUGUGCUAGAAGUGGCUAGCCUGGGGCAUGCAAUGCUUGCUUUUGUUAAUGGUGAAUUUGUUGGAUCUGCUCAUGGAAGCCAUGAUGAUAAGAGCUUUGUACUGAAAGUACCCAUCCAGCUGAAGCCAGGGGAUAAUUCCAUUACAUUGUUAGGUAGCCUUAUGGGACUUCCGGAUAGUGGAGCUCGUUUAGAGAAAAGGUACGCAGGGCCUCGGGGAGCUUCAAUCAUAGGGAUGAAAUCCGGUCCAAUUGAACUGACCUAUAAUGGAUGGGGGCAUAAGGUAGGUUUGGAUGGAGAGGAUGCUCAAGUUUACACAGAGAACGGAUCGCGUAGAGUGAGAUGGACAAAGCUUCAGAAACCAGGUCGUGCUCUUACUUGGUACAAGACAUACAUGUUUAAUCCAGAGGGGAGAAAUCCUGUGGCAGUUCGGAUGAAAGGAAUGGGGAAAGGAAUGGUGUGGAUUAAUGGAAACAACAUAGGGAGAUACUGGAUGUCUUACCUUUCUCCACUUGGCCAACCUACUCAAUCAGAGUACCACAUUCCAAGAUCAUUCCUUAAACGUGGCAGGAAUCUGAUGGUGAUACUAGAGGAAGAGGAAGGAACUAACCCCGAGAAGAUCGAGAUCUUGACGGUAUAUCGAGACAUCAUAUGCAGCGAUACAACAGAGAACCACAUACCCGCGGUGAAGUCAUGGGCAAGGAAGCAAGGAAAGAUCUUGAGUGUGGUCAACAAGGUUCGAGCAGAGGCUCGACUGAGGUGUCCUUUCCAAAAGAGAAUUGUCUCCGUGGAGUUCGCAAGCUUUGGGGAUCCUUAUGGUACAUGCGGAAGCUACACCAGAGGGAAUUGCAGCUCUCCAUUAUCAAAGUUCAUCAUCCAAAAGCUUUGCCUUGGGAAGAAUAGAUGUCAUGUACCUGUAGAGAGGCAACUUUUUGACAGGUAUCAAGAUUGGUGUCCAGAGGUGCAGAAGAGAUUGGCAAUUCAAGUGAAGUGUGGCUAUUAGGAUUUAUGGAGGGUUAAUGAUAGGGCAGAUAUUUUUUUCGAUUAGAUUAGAGUAGGUUAAUUAUUUUUGGUUGGGUCGUUUCUUUUGUUUUCUUGAGAGCAAGUGGUUUGUAGGGUUUCACUCAGGCAUAGUUUUUAUCCAAGUUUUGGACAAGUAGGUCAGAUUAGAAGGACUGAAUUAGGAGAUUGAAUUUGUUUCGUUCUUUCUAGUUAGAGAAUACUUUUUGAUUUGGUUAGAAUGAAAGAAAAUCUUAUACUAAAGGAGAGAGAGGUUUGUAACGAG